Molecule: messenger RNA, 1919 nt
Organism: Elaeis guineensis (African oil palm)
Lineage: Eukaryota; Viridiplantae; Streptophyta; Magnoliopsida; Arecales; Arecaceae
Cellular component (GO): endoplasmic reticulum; COPII-coated ER to Golgi transport vesicle
Source: RefSeq, a predicted model, not a curated record
AUAAAAUUACAAAACGAUUCCUCUGAGCAAGCAGAGUCCCCCCUGGGUUCGUUUAAAGCUUUUGGAUCGUUGGCCGAGGAGGAAAAGAGAAAAAAACCCUAGAUUUCGGUUGGAAAACUUGCGAGUUGUAGGGUUCCGAUUUUAGGGUUUGAAUCGGAGAUUCGUGGUCUCGUGAUGGAGAUCUUGAACAAACUCAGAAACCUGGAUGCGUAUCCUAAGAUCAACGAGGAUUUCUACAGCCGGAGCCUGUCGGGAGGCCUCAUCACCGUCGUCUCCUCCAUUAUUAUGCUCUUAUUGUUCUUAUCAGAGAUUAGAUUAUAUCUUUAUGCUGCUACUGAGACCAAACUGACAGUAGAUACUUCAAGAGGUGAAAGACUACAUAUCAAUUUUGAUGUUACAUUCCCAUCCCUUGCUUGUUCACUUCUUAGUGUUGAUACCGUGGAUAUUAGUGGAGAGCGGCAUUAUGAUAUAAGACAUGACAUAAUAAAGAAAAGGAUUGAUCAUCUUGGUAAUGUAAUUGAAUUGAGACAGGAUGGCGUUGGUGCACCCAAGAUUGAAAAGCCAUUACAGCGGCAUGGAGGCAGGCUUGAUCAUAAUGAGACUUAUUGUGGUUCAUGCUAUGGUGCAGAGGAGUCAGAUGAUGAUUGCUGUAACUCCUGUGAAGAAGUUCGUGAAGCUUAUCGAAAGAAGGGGUGGGGCUUGACUAAUCUGGAUCUAAUUGACCAGUGCAAGAGAGAGGGCUUCAUCCAGAGGAUUAAAGAUGAAGAAGGUGAAGGAUGCAGCAUUAAUGGGUUUCUGGAAGUCAAUAAAGUAGCUGGAAAUUUUCACUUUGCCCCUGGAAAAAGCUUCCACCAGUCUUAUGUUUUUCUGCAAAAUUUAUUAGGCUUGCAAACCGAAAGUUAUAAUAUAAGCCAUAAAAUAAACAAACUAUCCUUUGGGAAGGAGUUCCCUGGUGUUGUAAAUCCACUUGAUGGAGCACAGUGGACACAUCAAACUCCUUUUGGGAUGUAUCAAUAUUUUAUCAAGGUUGUUCCUACAAUCUAUACUGACAUUAGAGGACGCAAAAUUUACUCAAACCAGUUUUCAGUAACAGAGCACUUCAGAGAUGCAGAUGUUUAUCCUAAGCCCCCUUCUGGAGUAUACUUCAUUUAUGACUUCUCACCAAUUAAGGUGAAUUUUACUGAAGAAAAUAAAUCACUCCUGCAUGUCUUGACCAAUAUCUGCGCCAUAAUUGGAGGUGUUUUUAUGGUAGCCGGAAUUGUUGAUGCUUUUGUCUAUCAUGGCCAUCGGGUGAUCAAGAAGAAGAUGGAGCUCGGUAAGCAUAGGUGAUUUACUUGGAGCUAAGAAGAUAUAUUCUAGUUUUCCAGCCGUUAGGAUGACAUUAUGAAUCAUUCAACAAGAUGCAAUCAGAAAAGUGCAGAAGCAGUUGGCAUUGCGGUAAUGAAGCUGAAAUCUUGAGAUUAAGCUGACACUCCAUUGUUAAUUUUGGUAGUUCUUUCAAUGUCAUUGUGUCUAUUAGUAGUAUUUGUAAAGUUACAUUAAAGAAAAUGUAUUUACAUCAGAGGUGACCUCUCCCCUUCCAGCACCCCUGUGCCCCCUCUACAUGAUCAUUUUGGGUUUCUGAAGUCUGAGCAGUUCAUUUCUUUCCAUCACUUCACAAGAGCUGGAGGACCAUUGUAAUGAACUAUAUUAGAUUCUGCAUACAUGGGGGAUGUAUUACCUUGGAAAGAUAUCAUAUGAAUGUACUCCCACAUGUUUCCAACAUUCUAUGAUUGUCAAGGCAGGUGGUUUGCUGGUUGAGCUUGCAUAAUCUCGAGCACCACCUAUUUGCUAGAUCAAUUAUUUGUCCUUUCCUCUUGCACGCUGGCAUUUGUAUUUACUUGUGUGCAAUUGUAUCAAUAAUUUUUCAUAUUACUGUA